GUGUAGAAGUGUGUGAUAAACUGUACACAUUGUGAGACAGUGUUUGUGUAGAAAUGUGUGAUAAACUGUACACAUUGUGCGACAGUGUUUGUGUAGAAGUGUGUGAUAAACUGUACACAUUGUGAGACAGUGUUUGUGUAGAAGUGUGUAAUAUACUGUACACAUUGUGAGUCAGUGUUUUUGUAGAAGUGUGUGAUAAACUGUACACAUUGUGAGUCAGUGUUUGUGUAGAAGUGUGUGAUAUACUGUACACAUUGUGACACAGUGUUUGUGUAGAAGUGUGUAAUAUUGAACACGUUGUGAGACAGUGUUUGUGUAGAAGUGGGUGAUAAACUGUACACAUUGUGAGUCCGAGUUUGUGUAGAAGUGUGUGAUAAACUGUACACAUUGUGAGUCCGUGUUUAUGUAGAAGUGUGUGAUUGUGGCCCUUGGCUCGUCUCCAUGGUGAAAGCGCGAGACACGCUCAGAGCAGCGCGCGAGCGCAGUGGUUCUUCCCUCUUUCUCCCGACGCGCGCGCGCUCGCUGCUUUAACGGAUUUUUUACAAGCCGCCUAUUGAACACCAUUUAAGAACUCAAGACACUGAAUAACCCAUAUCCACUGGACUUAUUUUGGAGGUUUCUAAAAUAAUUUGGUUCAUGAUGCCACCAGCCCUAGACAAGACUUUAGAAAAAGAUUGCAGGAUUCACAUUUCACCUCCAGUUUUAACCCAAGAUGUGGAUUCCAGCCGAGACAUGGAUCCUCAGAUAAAACUGGUGAACAACAGCUAUGCUAGGUUUUGGUUGAAUCGUUCCUCUUUUUCCAUUUUAGACUCCUGUAGCAUCAAAGAGCUACCAGAGAUUCCCCAACAGUCAAUGGAUCACAGCUCAACAUUUUAUAAACCAGAUCUCCAGCGCAACUUGGGACCUUUGCUAGGGUGUGUGUCCAUGGACGAAUUUGGUGUAGAUUGUCCAAUGAUUCAUGAGGACUCUCGGUUCCAAGAACAAUCCAGGAAAGUUUCGGAAGAUCUUCAGAACUUAACACAAACCUUGUCAUUUCUGCCAUACUACCAAAGAGACAGUGAACCCUGUUCCUCAGCAAGAUCAAGUGACCAGAGCGUUGAUUCAAGACCAGUAUGGCGCUUAGGAUCCCACAAUUCAGUGCAGGAGGACUUUGAAGCUCGAAGAAGGCGACUCUCUUCUCAACACUGUGUAUUAACGUCUCGCAUGGGGCGAGCAAAACUCAGACUCCAUGCACUGCUCGGUGAAAACGCCCUUCAGACCUUCAACAAGCAACUAGAAGCAAUGUCGAAGAAACUCUCAUCCCUUUCACCCACUUCUUCCAAAACCCACCCUGAUUCACUACAUCCUGCAGAAAACACGUGUGUUAAUGCUUUAGGGGCUCAUGAGGAAGCCGACUGUCUUUCCGAUAAAUCUUCAGGGCAGACGUUUAAUAGCCCAGCAGUGCAGCAGGGAAACGCUGGAUCUAGUUGUUCCUCUGAAGCCUCCUCGAUGGAGAAAAGCUCUGAUAGUAUUCAGCUUAUCAGAGGUAUUAAGAGUUUAGCACAACGUGGACAGGCAGUACUUCGUAAUGCCCAGCAGGCUUUGGACUCGGAUGGUACUGACAUCAGCUCAGAUGAUGAGUGGGAUGAAAAGACUAUAAGAAAGAGACUAAGUUCAGGUUGUCUGGGAUGCGAGUGGAGGUUUCAACAUGACAGAUCGAAGUUAGCGAGUCAGUGGACAUGGAUGAAGCUAAGAUUGUCUGAGCUGGACUUGCAAAUUAAGAAGGUUUCACAGCUUUAUCAGCACCUCCUUGCAAACAAGGGAGUUGUUGUCUUGGCUGAGGCCCAGCCAUUAACAGACCUGCAAAUCCAGCAGACUCUGCUGAACGAGACGGCUGGUUUGACAUUAACAGCAAGACAUAAAAACGAUCUCAGCACUGAGCUUGACACAGAGCCCAGCAGUCCAACACGCCUCCUCCGAAACAUCGAGAGACAGAGUGCCCAGCUGAGUCAGAUAGUGAAUAGCCUGAUGUCUCCUCUAAAUGACUCGCCCUCACGCUGUCCUCCAGCUAAAGGAGACAGCAGGUGCUGGAGAGGCUCAAGAAAGAGAUCCUUUAACAGUCUGGUGACCGAUGUGUUCCUGCCGUCCGGCUCCAUGUGUAUAGGCAAGACAACCCAGAAGAAGAGGCGCGUGAGUCGCCGAGGUCAGGUCCAGUCUCAGGUGGACAUCAGUCGCGUGUGUGCACGGACACGCCCUUUACUGACUUAUCACAAGCCCCGCCUCUUCAUCAUGGACCAAUCACCAGUCACACAGCAGGGAGCGGAAACCUUGGCGUACCGGUGCUCAAGCUCUGUUUCCUGUGAUCCCAUGAGUGUGUGUUCAAGACCAGUUCCGGCUAACACAAUUAACAGCAGGUUCUGGCCAAACAAGAGCUCGGUGUCCCACUGUGUCUGUGCGGCUUUCUUCAAAGAGGACUGGUUCCAUCAACCUCGAUCCAUUGUUCUCUCACCUGGCUUCACCACUGCAGAGAAACAAGCGUCCUCCAUAUUCAAGUGCACACUUGAGCUCCAGGCUGCAGAGGCGCAUAGCAAAGCAACUCAGCACACGCCAACGCAGACCUGCAGACAGAAGGCGAAGAGACGACUCAGCGCAGCAUAGAUGUCGAUACGUUUUCUCCCAGGGCUGAGGACAGUCUAGAGGACAUGAGCACACCCUACUCUAUAAACCUACACCAGAGGAAGUCCCAAUUUGCAAAACGCAGAAGAAGCGAUGAAAGCAUCUACAACAUAAACAAUUUAGUCA
Molecule: messenger RNA, 2781 nt
Organism: Silurus meridionalis
Lineage: Eukaryota; Metazoa; Chordata; Actinopteri; Siluriformes; Siluridae
Gene: kansl1l
Product: KAT8 regulatory NSL complex subunit 1-like
Exons: 11
Coding region: 637-2637 (666 amino acids)
Cellular component (GO): NSL complex
Molecular function (GO): histone acetyltransferase binding
Source: RefSeq, a predicted model, not a curated record